ACUAAACUGAAUGGCCACUAAAAUAAAUUAAGAUGGAUGCAUUGUAGAGAACAUAUAACUGAUGCAUUUUUUGUAUUUAACUGUCCACUUUAUAUGUUUAUACAAAAUUUAUGGACACACAAACUAAUAAUUUUAACCUAUUUAAUUUUCUAAAUAUAAAAUCUUGCACAAGUUCAAAAUUCAGCACUACAAACAAUGUUUAACUUCUUUUUAACAAUGAAAACACAAAUAUGAAAAUUAAUUUUCUAAACAAAAGUUUAAAACAAAAAAUUUACCUGCUUUUUGAAAGGGCGGGUCAGAAUCUAGUUGUAACUUAAUUCAGUUAAUUGACACAAACAACUUACGCUUUACGUAAUUGCCUUUUAAAUUUACAAAAGUAUUUUACAACAAAAUUAUAAACUUUUGAAAAAUGCAAGUUAUUUUCACAUCCCAACACAAACACAAACUUUUUUUUAAACAAUCAAGACCGUAUACUAUAUGCAUGUACGAUCAAUCUUACAUGACAAUACUGUAUACAUGUGUAUGUGAUAGUUAUAUUGAUGCUGAUUUACAUCUUAAUCUUGCAGUUUGAAGAGUACAGCAAGAUGAUUUACUUAGAUGCAGACAUACAAGUCUAUGGCAAUAUCGAUGACCUCUUCGAUAUGGAAGACGGUUAUCUACGCGGCGUGUUGAGUUGUUUCUGUGAGAAAAUAUGGAGCUACUUGCCUCUAUACUCGAUCGGGUGGUGUCAGUACCGUUCAGCGGUUACGUGGCCGGCCGAGAUGGAAUCUCUUCCUCCUCCUCCAUACUUCAACGCAGGUAUGUUUGUUUUUGAGCCUAACCCUUUGACAUAUGAAAGUCUCCUUCAUACCCUCCAGAUCACACCACCUACACCAUUUGCGGAGCAAGAUUUUCUCAAUAUGUUCUUUGCGAAAGUUUUUAAACCGGUCCCUCCGGUUUACAACUUGAUUUUGUCUGUGCUUUGGCGUCAUCCGGGAAGCGUUAACCUGGAGACAGUCAAAGUUGUUCACUACUGUCCACCUGGAGCCAAGCCAUGGAGGUACACAGGAGAAGAGCCUAACAUGGACAGAGAAGACGUAAAAAUGUUAAUUAAGCAAUGGUGGGAUAUUUAUAACGACGAAUCCCUUGAUUUUAAAGCGAAAAGCGCUGCCGAUUUGAAAGAAAAUCUGUCUACAUCAACAAUCAUAGCUUCAGUACCCGGACCGUCAGUUACAUAUUUGUCUCCUCCUGCACCUUCCGCCGCUUGAAAAAUCUUAAACAAGAGAUUGUGUUUGAAGGUGUGAUUUGGCUUGUUUUUGAAUUAUUAUGUUGGUGUGUUUUGAUUCUCAUUUUCUAUAUUUUAUUUGUGGUUUGAGUUAUUUGGUAUAUUAGUCUACGCCUAUAACGUUUUAUUGCAAAUUAUAAAACUUCAUAUUUGUAUCUGUGUUUAUCUACUCAAUAAUAUACUAUUAGUAUAAGAAACAGUAGUAAAAAUAAUCGUCUAUAGCACUAUAGAUUUUUUUAUGGGUAUAUGAAGAGUUAACCACGAAAAGCCGCGAAAAAAUUGUAGCUAUAUGUUCGUAGCCAUUUUAAAUCUUACUAAUCAGAGUCGAAAAACCACGAUUUUGUCACGAAAAUAUCGUAACUAAAAUGGUCAUGUUUUGUCACGAAAAAUAUUGUACCUAUCCUAUCAAUAUCCUUUUGAUUUUCUUUCUUACAUUACCCAAAGAGAAUCUUAAUAUGUUAUAUUUAUGUUCCGUCCUAAUGCACUUGAGCGAAGAUGCACUCUGCAAAACUCUGAAGAGUUAUAUUAUCUCAACAAUAUUUUGCUAAUGAUUCAUAUUUGUAAAGUUAUAUUAUGUUUUCAUGAUAGUAACUAUAUCUUGACGCUCACUGACUAACUUCCUAUAAGAAUGUAUCUAGGUGCAUUACCAUUUUAGAGUAAUAUAUAUUUCACGAUGAUGACUAUAAUUUGCAGUUUUUUCUUCUCAAAUCUACACAAAAAGUGGUAUGCUCAGCAAAGCGUGAUAUAGGAUAAAGAUUUAUCCAACGCAUUAUAGAUCUGCAUGGGAGAAUAUACUUUUGAAACCUUUCCCGAUUAUGUAAUUUUAAAUCGCUACUAAUCCACUUCUUCAGAUGUAUAUAUACGUAACAAUAAGCUAUUGCAUGCUAAAUAUGAUUGCAGACAGUCCUCUUAAACCUGAUUGGCUGAAAAGCAGUUCUUGGUUUCAAUAACUUGUAACCGGAUCUUCAUUAAUUUUUUAAUGACAUUUACAAUUUAUCAACAAAAAAAGAGAGAAGCUUUACCUAUUUGAAUGGCCAGAAGGAGUUUUUCCAGAUAGACCACAAUGAUUUGUAUCCAUAUCUUCUUGUUAAUAUUGGCUCUGGCGUUAGCAACUUAGCAUGAUCAAGGUUGUAUUAUGGUUUGGCUUUCCCUGAGCACUUAUAUUUGUUUCAUUGUUUGCAACUACAAAAUAUUGGCUCUAGCGUUAGCAUGAUCAAGAUUGUUCUUGUCUAGGUCGAUGGAGAUGGAAAGUACGAGCGAAUAAGUGGAACACGCCUUGGUGGAGGUACACUUUUUAGGUCUUGGAAAGCUUUUAACAAAAUGCAAGAGUUGACUUUCUUAUGUCAUUCUAUUCAUGCAAUUUCCUCCUUUCCUGAGUAACUAAUAUCUCUCAGUUUCAGUUACGAUGAGCUGCUGGAGUUAAGUCACCAUGGUAACAACAGAGUAAGUGACAUGCGUCUGGGGAAUAUCUAGGGUGGAACAGACUACUCAAAGGCAAUCUGAUUAACAUUGGUUGGUUUUGCUGAAACAUCUGCUUAUGUUCUGGAUUGGUAUCAUUACAAGGAAUAUUCAUUCUCCCUGGGUAGAUUAGUCUCUCCUCAACAGCCAUCGCUUCCAGCUUCAAUGGCAAAGAACUCGAAGAGUAUCAGCCAGACGAUGUAGCAAGAUCCCUUCUAAUAAGAAUGAUAUCAAAAAAACAUUGGUCAGGUGUCUCUUGCAAAACAUUUCCAUGCACUUUACAGUAUUCGAAGCCAUUGAUGUCCUUCUGACAAGAUUGUAUCGUUCUCUCUGUCUCUGUCUCUACAGAUUACUUACUUGAAUGCACGAUUCGGUCUUAAGCGUAUUUUCUUUGGUGGGUGUUCCAUCUGCGGGCUUGUGUACACCAUGGAUACAAUAUAUGUUGCUGUUCAUUUUAGGUAACUACAUAAUAGAUCAAAGUUUAUGUUUGUAUCUGAUGAGUUAGGAUUUUCGGUUGAUUGUAUAACAAGGAAGCCUUCGCUAGGUUCCUCGACAUCCAUCCUGCAUUGAUUACCUCCUGUCUUUGUGACGAGGGGUUCCUAGGACUUUGUGCCGUAUUAAUUGCAUAGCGUCUUCGAGAUGAAAAUUCUCCAAUCUUCAUCCAAUGAGCAAGGUUCCAAGAUCUGAUCUGGAUAUAUUAUGAGAUGUGCCUUUGGAAAAAGCUGUCUUUAAUAUAUUAAACUCCUUUUCUUUAAUAUUCAAAAAAAAAAAAAAGCUGUCUACGUACCCAUAUCGGGAUCAAGCCAAACGUAAUUCUUAGGUAAUAUCUUGUCUUUGGCAUGAGGUGUGGCUGUCAGAGGGAACUCCUUGUUUAGCUGGUCAUCUUAGUCUCUCUUCUAGUUAGGAAGCUAGAACAGAGGUCUCUUCUUCAAGUUGGCUUUUAGAUUUCUCUUAUAGCUAGGCAGCCGGGAGAGAGAUCUCUUUUUGAAAUAGGGUUUUAGAUCUUUUUUUGUAGCUAAGAGCAUUUCCAACCCAAGACCUCAUUUUAAGGGGAGCAAAACCUCAAAAUGAGAAUUUGAAGGGUGGUUACUCCAAUCAUGAAUCCUCAAAAAAAUCCAUAAAUCUUUUUUUUUUGCAUUAUAGUCCUUGACAUUAACAAAAAUUACUAAAUAAGAAUAAAACUUUACAAAUACAUAUAA
This is a messenger RNA of Brassica napus (rape), 3921 nucleotides long. Its product is annotated as galactinol synthase 7-like. Lineage: Eukaryota; Viridiplantae; Streptophyta; Magnoliopsida; Brassicales; Brassicaceae. The coding region runs from base 540 to 1247 and encodes 235 amino acids. Gene Ontology annotation, molecular function: glycosyltransferase activity. The transcript is spliced from 3 exons. The record is from RefSeq and is a predicted model, not a curated record.